Messenger RNA from Amoebophrya sp. A120, 1701 nucleotides. Lineage: Eukaryota; Dinophyceae; Syndiniales; Amoebophryaceae. The record is from the annotation of a GenBank genome assembly.
GUCCACGCCGCCGCACAGUGGGGAGAUGGAAUUUGUAUGCAUUGCAAAUGUAUCGUACUAAGUGCAAAUAGCAUCACAAAUUUGAUACCCAGAAGAAAAAAUGGAAUUUGUGAUGCUGAAUCAUCUCGGAAACCAGAUCUCUCAUGCUGUGCUGCAAUUACUAGUACGAGUGCGAUACAACUUUUGCAAUGCAGCAUAGUUUGCUGGGACGAGAAACAAUCCGCCCUCCUCCGCUCGGUCCAUUCGCUCGGUUUCCUCCUCCGCGUCGCGUUUCAUAUGAAAUGCAAAACAAAGUAUCGCAUUAGUGGUAAUCGCAUUACAAAUUUGCUCUGCGUGACAAAUGGAAUUUGUAAUGCUGCUUUUUGUUGAGAAAGAGACUUGUCAUGCAUGAUUGCGAUUACUACGAGUGCGAUACGUUUGCGCAGGAUAUUUCAGCACGGACAGCGAUGACACCUCGUAUCCUGUGCAAAAGCAUCGCACUCGUACGUAGUAAUUGCAAUCAUCCAUCACAAAUCUCCAUCCCAAGGCAAAACAGCAUGACAAAUUCCUUUUGUCAUGCCGAGCUAAUUUGUAUUGCAAUUACUACUAGAACUAGUACGAUACUUUUGCAGUGCAUACUUCGACGCCGUUUACGAUGAAUGCGGCUGGCGGGAACAAGGGAAAGAAGUUUGAAACGAUCGCGGAGGAGCAGGAAGUGUAAAAAGUUUAAGAGAAUGAUAAUCGAAGCGGAACCUUCUAUGUAAUAUCUCGAGGACUACGUCACAAAUUCUAAGGCGAAAAUAAGAAUGUCUAGUACUGCAUACUCGAUUUACAUCAAAAUGAAAAAAGUACGACAAGCUCUACUGAGGAAGCGUGUAAAGCAUAGGAUGGGAUGCAAAAACCUAAAUAUGCUAGACCAUAGGCGAUGGUCGUGUAUAACAUAAAAAUUGGAAAUCUCAUGUACGAUGUACCUUAGCUCUACAACUUGUACGAAGAAGACUACUUAGUUGGAGGAUAUACCUAUUUGCAGUACACCAGAACUACAACUACUUUGACAAUGCGGCCAAUCUUCAGGCCUUGUUAUUAUCUAAGAAACGAUAUUACCUACGACCACAACUUGAAAUUGCUUUUGCCACUUACUUUUACAAAGUCCCGAGCACAGCACUCUAUACCAGCUUCGGCGUGGUUGCGGCCAGAUGGAAGGGACGGGCGGAGAAACAUGCAGUUCAAGUAAGAAGGGCAGGGCGAUAAGUUUACAAAUUCUCUCGAAGUAUUCAUAAGCUACCCGCUCCCUACGUAAAACUUGCGAAUAAACAAAUUUUGUGUCACUUACAGAAAAAAACUUGAAUUAGCAACCGCGUGUAGAAGCGAAAAGACAAUCUACAGAUACAAGCGACACGCGAUUUGCUUUUGUCUAAAGCUGUAAAAGUAGAAGAUUCACUAUCACUGAGAACAAACCUAAGCUUCAACCUUCUGUGUAGUUCCUACUUACAACCGCCAGCGGGUCUGUAGUUGCGGACCACGCCUUCUGAAGAGAAGCAUGAGGAUUCUGAGACGAGUCCUUUUUGCCGGUGGGGGUGAGGGACUGACAGUUUGGUCGUUGACAACGCCGUCGUAUCAAAUUGCAUGGUAAAACAUGUUUCAUCUUCGAGCGGUGAGUCUGAAAUCCGCGUCUUCAUGUGCACAUAAAUUGCUUUGCUGCUGAUUCGGUGAAGAAGACGA